CCAAAAGUGCCCAGCAGUGCUGCCCAGCAGUGCCCAACAAAGCUGCCCAUCAGUGCUUCCAGUCAGUGCCAUCAGUUAGUGCUGCCAGUCAGUGCCCAUCAGUGCCACCUAUCAGUGCAGCUUCAUCAGUGCCUCCUCACCAAUGCCCACCAAUGCCGCCUCAUCAGUGCCACCUCAUCACCCCAGCAGUGCCACCUGUCAGUGUCCAUCAAUGCCAGCUGUCAGUGCUCAUCAUACCACCUGCCAGUGCCCAUCAGUGCCACAUCUCAGUGCCUACCAGUGCACAUCAGUGCCACAUAUCAGUGCCCAUCUGAGUUGCCUUUCAGUGCCACCUAUUACUGCCUAUCAGUGCCAGUCAGUGCUGCCUACCAGUGCCAGUCAGUGCCGCCUAUCAGUGCCAUAUAUGAGUGCUGCCUUUCAGUGCCCAUCAGCGAUGCCUGUCAACGCCCAUCCGUGCCACCUACCAGUGCCUCCUCAUCAGUG
Messenger RNA from Staurois parvus, 483 nucleotides. The record is from the annotation of a GenBank genome assembly. NCBI's taxonomy places the organism in Eukaryota, Metazoa, Chordata, Amphibia, Anura, Ranidae.